AUGUCGUCCUCAUCCCCCAUGCGCAGUUUGCACAUUAACAAUAUCAAUCCUCAUGUGAAGGAAGCGAAAUAUGCCGUUCGAGGCGAACUUGCCAUCAAAUCAGAAGAAUACCGCUCUCGGUUAAACCGAGGGAACCCUCCUACCCCUCCAGAAAAUCCUCUGCCCUUCGAUACCGUCGUCUCUGCCAACAUUGGCAACCCGCAACAGCUUGAUCAAAAGCCCAUUACAUUCAUUCGACAAGUCCUUGCUCUGCUCGAGAACACGGGCCUUCUUGAGAACGAGGAGGCUUUGAAAACUAGUUUUGGAUACAAUCAAGACGCAAUAGAUCGUGCACGCUGGUUAUUGAAGGAAGUUGGUUCAGUGGGUGCCUAUUCACAGUCUGCAGGCGCUCCCGGGAUCCGGCAGUCGGUUGCCAAUUUCAUCGAACGCCGUGAUGGCUUUCCUGCGAAUAAGGACGAUAUCUACUUGUCCGCCGGUGCCUCUUCAGGAGUGAACACCCUCCUUCACAUCAUCUGUGCCAAGCCUGAGACGGGUGUGCUUGUUCCGAUCCCCCAGUAUCCUCUCUAUACCGCGUCCUUGUCAGUCCUCAACGCUCGUUGCGUCCCCUACUAUCUGGACGAGUCUCACUCAUGGGGCACGGAUCACUAUGUCAUAAAAGAAGCGUAUGAAAAAGCGGUCAGUGAAGGCACCGAUGUCCGCGCCGUGGUCAUCAUCAAUCCUGGCAAUCCAACCGGUGCCUCCCUACCAGAGGGGGACAUUGAAGCCGUCAUCAAAUUCGCUGCAGAAAAGCAUCUUGUCAUAUUGGCCGAUGAGGUCUAUCAGACCAAUGUUUUCAUCGGCCAAUUCCACUCUUUCAAGGGAGUCCUCCGCAAAAUGCAACAGAAAGAGCCAGGUGUCUACGACUACGUUGAACUUGCCUCUCUGAAUUCUGUGUCCAAGGGUAUGGUAGGCGAAUGCGGGCAUCGCGCUGGGUAUUUUGAGCUAGUUGGAUUCGACUCGGAGGUACAGGCGCAGAUAUACAAAUUCAUCAGCAUCAUGCUGUGUCCGCCUGUAAUAGGACAGUGUCUGCUAGAUCUGGUGGUGAACCCGCCCAAGCCAGGAGAUCCGAGCUCGGAACUCUACGAAAAGGAGUACAACGGCAUCAAGAACGGGUUGAAGCAAAGGGCGACAGCGCUUUACGAGGCGUUCAAGGAGAUGGAAGGCAUGGAGAUUGGUGAGCCCCAGGGUUCAAUGUACCUCUUUCCAAAAAUCCGCGUCCCUCCAAAAGCGGUCGAAGCCGCGAAAGAAGCAGACCGCACUCCCGAUGAGUUCUACUGCCUCCGUCUCUUAGAUGCAACAGGAAUCUGCGUCGUCCCGGGUUCAGGUUUCGGCCAGAAACCUGGCACUCUACAUCUGCGAACCACCUUCCUUGCCCCGGGAACGGAAUGGGUUGGCCGGUGGACCAAGUUCCACAAAAAGUUCAUGGAAGAGUAUAGUUAG
Messenger RNA from Rhinocladiella mackenziei CBS 650.93, 1479 nucleotides. RefSeq lists its product as uncharacterized. The record is from RefSeq and is a predicted model, not a curated record. Bases 1 to 1479 code for a protein of 492 amino acids. Lineage: Eukaryota; Fungi; Ascomycota; Eurotiomycetes; Chaetothyriales; Herpotrichiellaceae. The transcript is spliced from 2 exons. Gene Ontology annotation, biological process: biosynthetic process. Gene Ontology annotation, molecular function: pyridoxal phosphate binding; L-alanine:2-oxoglutarate transaminase activity.